This is a messenger RNA of Marmota flaviventris (yellow-bellied marmot), 1322 nucleotides long. It is a transcript of the gene Pdap1, whose product is annotated as PDGFA associated protein 1. The record is from RefSeq and is a predicted model, not a curated record. NCBI's taxonomy places the organism in Eukaryota, Metazoa, Chordata, Mammalia, Rodentia, Sciuridae.
ACUGGGCCGGGCGGAAGAAGUCGAACACAAGGUAUUUCCGGUUCCGGUGUCAGUUCGAGGCGCCGCCGCCGCAGCCGCCGGAGACGCGAUGCCUAAAGGAGGGAGAAAGGGAGGCCACAAAGGCCGGGCAAGGCAGUAUACAAGCCCUGAGGAGAUCGACGCCCAGCUCCAGGCUGAAAAGCAGAAGGCCAGGGAAGAAGAGGAACAAGAAGAAGGUGGUGAUGGGGCUGCAGGUGACCCCAAAAAGGAGAAGAAAUCUUUAGACUCAGAUGAGAGUGAGGAUGAAGAUGAUGACUACCAGCAAAAGCGCAAAGGUGUAGAAGGGCUUAUCGACAUUGAGAACCCCAACCGGGUGGCACAGACAACCAAAAAGGUCACGCAACUGGAUCUGGAUGGGCCAAAAGAGCUUUCAAGGAGAGAACGAGAAGAAAUAGAGAAGCAGAAAGCAAAAGAACGCUACAUGAAAAUGCAUUUAGCUGGGAAGACAGAGCAGGCCAAGGCUGACCUUGCCCGGUUGGCCAUCAUCCGGAAACAGCGGGAAGAGGCAGCGAGGAAGAAAGAAGAGGAGAGGAAAGCAAAAGACGAUGCGACUUUGUCAGGAAAACGGAUGCAGUCGCUCUCACUGAAUAAGUAAGCACGGCUGUGGAGGAGAGGCCAGGGGCUGGGCCGUGCCGCCAGGACCCCUCCCGUGCCACCUGCCCUGCACCCUGGUGCCGCUGCAGCAGCCCCUCAUGGCCAGGAGCCCCCCACGGCCUGGGGCCUCCUCUUCAUCUUGGCACAGAAAUCGUUUGGGGGGGUGUGGGGGGCUGGGGGGAGGGGGCAGCUGCUAUCUUUGAGACAGAAAGAUGCAGGACAGCAUUUCAUAUGUAACCAUUUGAAUGUUUUUGCUGUUUUUAGAAUUCAGAACCCUGGUUGGGGGGGUGGGGGGCGCCUGGGAGGUGGGGUAAGAAGAGCUUCCAUUUGUUCAGUAGAUUGCACGUUAGUGGGUGGUCGUGCCAGGGGCAGCUGCUGAUAAGUUUGUGACAACUAGCCCCAGUCUGUGUUGCCUGGGUGCUCACUCAGAGAGGCUGUUAUCCAGGAGCCUGUGCUCCUGGGUCCCUGAGGGUCAUGUCUGGUCCCUGGCCAGUCCCCUCUGACUGAGGCCUCUCCUCUCUGCCCUUCCCUGCCUCAUUCCCACCCAUCUGGCCGGGGCUAGUACCCAUUUUUAACCCUACCCAUUGAUCAUUUCAAGAAAACCUCUGUUUACUGUGCAGCACCCAGGCAAAACAUGUUCCACAAAUUCAACUUGUAUAUUUGGCAGAUUAAACUUGACAUUAUCGUAA